This is a messenger RNA of Caenorhabditis elegans, 3126 nucleotides long. RefSeq lists its product as uncharacterized. NCBI's taxonomy places the organism in Eukaryota, Metazoa, Nematoda, Chromadorea, Rhabditida, Rhabditidae. The record is from RefSeq and is marked reviewed. The coding region runs from base 1653 to 2972 and encodes 439 amino acids. The transcript is spliced from 9 exons.
UGUCAAUCUAAAUACUUUCAUUUAAUUUUCAUUAAAGUUUGACUUCACAAGAUCACAUUAGGUAUUUGUUCAAAGCUGAAUCACAGCUCAAAGCUGAAUAUCACAGAAAAUUCACUUCUGAAUGUCGAUGAAAAGUUGUGAGAGAGCAAUCGAGACAGAGUUAUAUUACACGAAUUAGCAUCAGAAACCAAACUGAAAAUGAUAGCUUGAUGCCGAAGCAUCAGGAAUUGGCGCCGGGGCGUUGGACAACUUGGCGCCGAGGAACCGAUGAAGAAGAACUGGUGACGUCAUUUCAUUCAUCGAGAAGGGGGCAAGAAAUGAAGCCAGAAACGGACAUACAUCAGUUUUAAUAAAUAGGCAUGCGAGUCAGGCAGCCGGGGGCGGUAGCAAAGUGACCAGCUGUGAUCACAAGUGGGAGGAUUUAUUUUUCAGACUGUCAUGUUAUGUUGAAUCCAAAUUCUUGGAAACUCCUGAAAUUAAUUAUCGCUUUCCAAUAAGUUGAGCUUUUUCCACAUACAAACUAGCUGCAAAAACAUGAUCCAAUUAGGUUCUAGGAAACAAUGUAUCUUAAUUUACGUGAUUACAGGACACAUAUAAUGUAAUCAUAAAGUAUUACUCUCUCUAUUGUCACACUUUAGAGAAAUAGUUAACUAUUUUACAGUCUCUCAUUCUUCUACUCAUUCUGCGUCUCUUUUUUAGAUGUCACUAUUAUAUUGGCUAGAAUUGCGGAGAACACGUUAAAAAACUAGGAGGGCGGCGCCAUAUUCGUUGCUCCCGCCCCACAAGGAAGCAUGCUUCAGCACAACGAACUGCGGCUUCUCACGCACUUUUGGCAAUGCGCCAAAAGGUGAUGGGCAUGAACGGGAGAAAAGGAGAAACACAUUCACGAGAAAAAAGGAGGGGAGCAGCAGUAGUAAUAGUGGCAGAGAAAAAGAAACAAAAGAAAAGAGAGACGAGAGACGCGGCGACCAGCACCGCUAGAUUAAGAUAGUAUUGCGACUAAAGAGACUUAGAAUGAAGGAGCGGGAAGCGAAAGGCGCGAGGGAGGAGGUGGUGCCAGUCGUGGUGCUUCCCUUCCUUCGUUGACUACUGUGAAACGAGAAGACGCGGAGAAAUAAACGACAAAAAAUAAUGGAAGACAGCAAAAAUGCCGCUGGAAUCUGAAUUUUUCUAUGAUUAUUUAAUGCUAUAACACGAUCAUUUAUGAUAUCGUCAGAGGGUACAAAUGAAAACUUUUCCGGCGCGAUCGAUAGAUCUUAUAUUUGUCUCUGUGUGUCACAUUCAUACCGAUGCGGACGAUGUGCGGCAGAGACGCGGAGAAAGUCUGCGUCUUACGGAGCAUAACGCACAGGAACGAGCUCUCUUGCCGUUUAGUGUGUACGCAACGCGAAUGACGUCCAUUUUGUGGCGAACGGAGAGGGUAUGUUCGCUUGCAAACAUAGCGAGUGAGGUCAGUCGCGUCUUCGAGAGGAGUUCAAUGGUCAAUGAUUGAUUAUUAGGAUAUAUUGUUCGGUUUGUAGAGAUAUGAUGAUCUAGACACAGAAAAAAGAAUUCAUGAAAUUCUGUAAUGUUGGAUUUACCAAAAUUAACGUGAAUAAAAAGUUAAAAGUUACAACUUUGAGAAUCAUUUUGAAUUUUAUGUUUAAAAAAACAUGAAUUUAUAUCUACUGGUUCUUUCGUCAACUUUUCUUUGUUUAGCAGCUGAGGAAAUAUACAAAACCAAUGGAAAUACAACAAUUUCCGAAAACUCAAAUAUUCUCAACGUUCUACCUUCGAAUGAUAUCUGGAAAACCGGUAGCAUUACUCAUGAUAAAAAGGAUUAUCUAGAAGCUCUGUUUUCAAAGUCAUAUUACAAAAGAGAAUGUGAACACGAGACAAGAUUAGAGCCGGUAUAUUUCUAUCCGGGGGAAAAUGUCAAAAUUAAAUGUUACAUGUGCAACCUUGCAUUGGUUUUUAAUGGGAAUCCAAAAGGAUGGGCGCGUGUUAAAAAUAUAGAGAAUUUUUUGGAGAAGGGAGAGAAAUUCGGAUCGAAAGAUGGCCCUGAAGCUGAAAUGGUUGAAAAUUCAGAUAUAGUAGAGGACCAAAAUGCUCAAUCGUCAGCUAGAUCACUUGGAAAACCUUAUUACUAUGAGGAAGACGGAUUUUUGGUCAUCGAAAACGCCAAUGUGUAUUCUCAGGGUGUCUAUUUCUGUUUCGAUGAAGAUUCUGUUGCAUCACAACGAUUUUUCUAUAUUUUGAUUCCAAUUCUUCCAGUAUUUCACAUAGAUUCUAAGAAUAACAGUAAAAUAAUGGAGCUCACGAAUAACUGCUCUGACUCAGUUAGAAAAUUUCCUAAUCACUACUGGAUGAAUUCUAAUGAAAAAGUUCCAUUUGAUGAUCAAGAUACUUGUUUUGCACGAAAUGGAAUGGAUGAUUGGAAGUGUUAUGAUUUCGAAAAAAUAAAAAGGUUCGAAAAGUGCGAAAAUCCAGCCACUUCGUGCGUAAAAAAAUUUGUACAUCCUACUCUUCCCAAUGAUAUUCCUAUUUCAAUAAAUCUUCAAUGGUCUCCUUGGUCAGAAUGCAACGAUCGGACACAAACUAGAACUGGGCAAUGCUUCAUAAGAUUGGAACGCCAAUUAGAUGAUUCCGAUGGUUUACCGGAAAAUUGGAGUUGGCUUAGGAAAUUAAAUACGAUGGAAAAACAUUUAGCGUUCCGCGAUGGCGUUCCACUCUUUAACGGACUGUUGGCUAGUUGGCUUUAUGAAGUUGAAAGUCUAGAAUCAUGUUUAGACACCGAAUUAGGGCCGAAGUCUAAACUUAGUGGGUAUGACAAUUUCUUUGGUAAUGUCUUAACUUCACUGUUUUCAAACAAAACUAUUUCCGGAAUUAAAAUGUCUGAUAAUGCGUUCAAAUAUUGCAUAAGAACCAAAACAUUGGACGAAACGAACGACGCUCUUAUUGGAACAUACACAGAAGACAAAAGAACAUGUUGAAGCGGAUAUAAAUCACUAUUCACGGCGACUAUGAAAACUAGAGACGAAUAAGUAAAAGAAACAAUAUAAAUCACUUAAAACUGAAUAUUUCGCAUUACUUUUAGUCAUAUUUGUAGCAAAAAUAAAGUUUGAAAUUGAUUCAAACUCAAAAAAA